This is a messenger RNA of Mirounga angustirostris (Northern elephant seal), 7147 nucleotides long. RefSeq names its product neuronal tyrosine-phosphorylated phosphoinositide-3-kinase adaptor 2 (gene NYAP2). Gene Ontology annotation, biological process: phosphatidylinositol 3-kinase/protein kinase B signal transduction; neuron projection morphogenesis. The coding region runs from base 1 to 1881 and encodes 626 amino acids. The record is from RefSeq and is a predicted model, not a curated record. The transcript is spliced from 5 exons. NCBI's taxonomy places the organism in Eukaryota, Metazoa, Chordata, Mammalia, Carnivora, Phocidae.
AUGCCCGCUCCUCAGGACAGACUUCCCCAUCCCUGCGCCAGCGGCUUUUCCGUGAGGUCGCAGUCCCUGCACUCGGUCGGGGGCGCAGACGACGACAGCAGCUGUGGCUCCCGCCGGCAGCCGCCGCCCAAGCCCAAGCGGGACCCCAGCACCAAGCUGAGCACGUCGUCGGAGACGGUCAGCAGCGCGGCGCCCGGCAAGAGCGGGAAGGCCCCCGAGCGGCCCGAAGCGUCAGCCAAACCCAGACCCCACAGUGAUGAAUAUUCAAAGAAGAUCCCUCCUCCCAAGCCCAAACGGAACCCCAACACUCAGCUGAGCACAUCUUUCGAUGAAACGUGCACCAGGAAGCACGGGCCGCGGAGGACGUCGCUCCCGCGGGACCCCUCUCUGUCCCUGGUGAGCAGCCCGGCGGGGGGCCCCGAGGAGGAGGAGCCCGUGUACAUCGAGAUGGUGGGCAACAUUCUCAGAGACUUCAGGAAGGAGGAGGACGACCAGAGCGAGGCCGUCUAUGAGGAGAUGAAAUACCCCGUCUUUGACGGGGACUUGGGCCAGGAUGCGAAAUGCGACCUUGACCGUCACGGCUGCUCCUCGCAGUGUGCCACCCCCACGGGGCCUGAAUCGGACUUCGCCAGGUCCUCAGCGCCAUGUACUCCGAAGGGUUUGCUUUGUGACAUCCCCCCGCCCUUCCCCAACCUGCUUUCUCACCGGCCCCCGCUGCUGGUGUUCCCCCCCGCGCCAGUGCAGUGCUCCCCCAAUUCCGACGAGUCUCCGCUCACCCCGCUGGAGGUCACCAAGCUGCCCGUGCUGGAAAACGUGUCUUACGUGACGCAGCAGGCCGGCGCGUCUCCGUCCUCACUGCCCUCGCACGCCUCCGGCCGCCCCAAGCCCGACAAGGAGCAGGCCGCCGCCCCGGGCCCCAGCCCUGCCGCCGCCGCCGCCGCCCCCGCGCUGCCCUCGCCGCCGCCCCCGCCGUCCGCCCGGCACCGCGCGCCGUCCCCCCGCGGCUACGCCAAGGGCCCCCCGGCCGCGCCGUCGCCGGCCGGCGGGGGGAGGCCCCCGACCGCGCUCGGCCUCAAGCGGCCCCCGCCCUACGACGCCGUGCAUCCGGGCAGCCUCUCCAGGGGCUCUGCCUCGGUGCCGCCUCCUGCGCCCGGCAGGCCGGUGUCGCAGGACGCGGCCAAGCUGGCCAGCGCCUCGGUGAACGCCCACGGCGCGGCGCCGGGGGCCUCCCGGUCCAGGACGCCCACGAGUCCCUUGGAGGAACUGACCAGCCUCUUUAGCUCUGGACGAAGCCUGCUGAGGAAGUCGUCCAGCGGCCGCCGUCCGAAGGACCCCACAGACAAAUCGACAGAGGAACUGAAAAUCCGAAGCCACAGCACGGAGCCAUUACCAAAGUUGGACAGCAAAGAGAGAGGGCAUCACGGGGCGUCUUCCAGAGAGCCUAUCAAAGCUCAGGAAUGGGAUGGAACACCAGGACCGCCUGUGGUCACCAGUAGACUGGGAAGAUGUUCUGUGAGCCCCACCUUGUUAGCAGGAAACCACAGCUCAGAACCGAAAGUAAGCUGCAAAUUAGGCCGGUCUGCCUCCACAUCAGGUGUGCCCCCUCCAUCAGUUACUCCUCUCAGGCCAGCGAGUGACCUGCAACAGAGCCAGGUGGCAUGCAUGCCGUGGUUUCAUGGAGACCAUACAAUGCUUGAGAUGAUUGAGAAAAAGCGUUGCUUGUGCAAGGAAAUAAAAGCUAGACAGAAAUCGGAAAAGGGGCUUUGCAAACAGGAUAGCAUGCCUAUCCUGCCCAGCUGGAAGAAGAACACAGGGGCAAAGAAGUACAGCCCUCCACCCUAUUCUAAGCAGCAAACGGUGUUCUGGGAUACUGCCAUAUAACUGUGCACAGGACGGCGGGAGCUCCACAUCACUUUACACGAAGAGGGAGGUCAACGCAGUCAUGUGAUAAGUAACUGUUACAUAUCUUCUCUGUCAGAAUGGAAUGCCAAUGCUUCCCUGGAAAGCCCACGGGAAGCUGUGCCUACUCAUGGCAAGUUCUUGAUAAAAUGUAUAUUAAUUGUAUCUUUGCAAUUAAGACACUUAUUUAUCCCGGAUUAUUUUGAAUCCAAAAGAUAUUAAGAUGUAAAUAUUUUACUAGUUUAUGGGUGACACCUGAAAUAAUACACAUUAUACGUAUAUAAAUUACAGAAAUAUCAAGAGUUUUACUAGAUGAUAUAAUUUCGGUAUUAACUGGUUUGUUAUCUCUUUUAUAUGUAAUCCCUUGAUGCCUUUUAUUAUUAAUUUUUGCAUUUAAGAUGUUAUUUUUUUUUCUGUCCACAUUUGGCUUCUGUAUGAGAGCUCACAGCUGUAAAUCAUGUUCAAUCACAUAAUAUAUGACCUGGUGCUAGUAAUGUAGAAGUCAAGUAUCAUAUUCGUUAAGAACAUCUGUUGCUUUGUAAGUUUUUAAGGGUUUGACGGGAAAUGAAUACAAAUGUGAUGCAUAAUUUGGAUGUCCACAUUACAUCAACACCAAUAUUUUUGCUACAUUGGCUUUGUAAGAAUUUCUCUUCAAUAUUGUCUUGUUUAUACUAAGCAAUGGUUAGUCAGACUCCAGAGAAAGUUAUUAGGAUAUAUUUGGAUAUCCCAGCAGAAAACAUUUCCUUCAGAAAUGACUUUCAGGACAUGUGUCCUUGCAUCAUGGAUCUGAUUGGAGGAGACCAGGGUUCACUGUGACAAUGGAAGGAACAAGGAAUCGAAAGCUAAAUAGCACGACUGCUUUCAAGAAAGUGGUACCGGUGGCUUUAUAACCACUGCCAUCACUAUUUUUAAGUAACUUUUCACGUGUAUGUUUGUUUCCCCUAAAAAAUGAGAAAUAAAUAUUCAAACAGAUACGUUUACAUAUUUUAGUACACUAAACGCCAAUCUUUUGCAAAAUUUAGGUCCAUUAAUGAAUUAGAAUUUCUUAAGUUUUUCAAACUAGUUAUCACCACAUUUUUGGGUCGUAAUCUUCUGUGCAGGACCAUCACAUCCAUUCUUACUGAUUCUGACACCAUGACCAAAGAAUUAUGACCACUUGUUUAUUUUAUUUUGUUUCAAGGAAGAAACAGGAAAUGCAGGGGCUAGGGGAUGGAUGGGGUGGCUUCGAUUUUAUGUGGUGGUAAAGUUUAAGUUAAAUUCCUAUAUAUCUUUUAAGAAUAACUUGUUAGUUACAUAUAAAUAUUGCCACGGAUGGAUAAAAAGGAAAUUAUCUCAUAUAUUUUGUAUAUUUAAAUUACUAUUUAUGCUUCCUAAAAUUGACAGUAUGUGAUUCUUCUUUAACAAUCAAUUUAGUAUUAUAUUUCUGAGAGAAAAGGUAUGUGUUUGAAGUUAUUGUCAUAGUGGUUUUCCUCGUAAGGGUUUUGACAGCAAUAGUAUAGUGCUGCUCGAUAAAACCAAAUAUAAAGGAGUGAGGGGAUUUUUGUAAUCUCUAUUGCUAAAAACCUAGUGAUGCUUUAUCAGUAAUAGUUCCUUUCAGGCCUUUGAAAUGUUAUAAAAUAAUUUUUUAAUCUUUUAUAAUCAAUGUAUAUUUUGAUGUCCAAUUAGAAUUCUGAAAGAAUAAGGAAAAAGGGUAAGUGGGAGCAUGUGUAUCUGUUGUUUUUGUGUGAAUGAGUAUUCAGCAGGAGAACUGUAUACAUAAAACGUUUACUGAGGUUUUAGGUUUUGCUUGUGUAACUGAGGUGGUUAAAAAGAAGAAGAAGAAGAAGAAGAAGAAGAAGAAGAAGAAGAAGAAGAAGAAGGGGAAGAGGAAGAGGAAGAAGGAGAAGAAGGAGAAGAAGGAGAAGAAGGAGAAGAAGGAGAAGGAGAAGAAGAAGGAUCACAAGUACAGGAAAUCAUGGAGAGAUCUUAAGUAGUUUAAGUAAAUCCUACUGCCAUAUUUCACUGGUUAGAGAUUAUGUUUCAAACCCAACAAUCAAUGGAGUACCAAUCUAAGAGUGAUGAAGAUGUAUUAAGAUAAAAUCAGAAUGGAAACAGAACGUGCUUAGGACCCAGGAUGUUACCCUGAUUUAACUUCUUAUGACUACUAUACUCAAGUCAGUCAAUCGGGUAGAAGGCAUCAAUUCUCAGCAUCUUUAUGAUGAUCUGGGUGUAUGUAUAUGUAUAUUCAGGCUCGGUAUGAUAAUGAUUGGAUAAUUCCUUUGAAAUUUAUAUUUCAGUAACAUAUCUAAGUGUGUUUUUCAGAUGCCAAUCUUUUCCCAUAUCUCUCUGAAUGAGGCAGAAGAUAUUUUUUAAUGCUGGCCACUUGUCAAGAAGGAAACAGAGGUACUGAAAUGACUUGUGUUGGAUUCAGUCAUUCCCAUUUGUUCUGCCAAACUCAUGUUGCUGCCAGGUUUCAUGCACUCUUUUUUUCAAGCAAGUUAUUUUCUGAGAAGGCAGCUUGUUUGAAAAUCUGACCUUAGGCAACCAUUUCUGUUUAGUUUCUCCAAAUCUUCCUUUCAAUGGGGAGUCAUUAAAAGAUCUGGGAAAGCAGCUUCACUAGAUGUUUGACUCAAUAACGAUUCUUGGGUGCCUGACCCACUGUUUGUUGCAGCUUCACCCACGUGGUGAGUUCCAUUCUAUCAUUCAUUUUCUUUUUGUGUUGUGUUUCUUUAUAUGGAGAAAAGGUCAUUAGGAUAGAGGAGAAAAAUCAGCUUAUUCUCUGGGGGCAGUCAAUCAGGACACGUCAUUUGUGAAUUUGGUCGGAUGAUAAAACAUUCCGUUGACAGAACACUCUGGAAAGAUAAAGCCCAUAUUUUUUAUCGGUGCCAAAGAACAAAUGGUAUCAUGGCAUGGUUAUCAGGUGGGAAGAGCCCAUAUGUAUGAGAAAUGGUCUUUUCCUGACAGCUUUUACAGAAACAGAAUUUUAUUGGCUGUCAGCAAGAUGCUUUUCUACGGGAAAAACUUCUUAGCACACAAGAGACAAAUUUCUUUAGAAUGGAUGGGAGGGAGAUCCUGCAUUUCUGUUCAGUGCCAGAAGCCAGCACCUUCUGAGCUGUUACGGUAGGUCUUCAUGUGAACACUGCUGUCCCUUUCCCCGUAUUCAUGCCGUGGGAGUAUGUCUGGAGUGAGUGAUCAAUUUGUGUAAGUGAAGGUUAAUGAUCACCCAUACAAAAUAUUUGGGAAAGUGAAGCAAAACAAAAUAUUAAGAGGUUCACCUUUGUAAUUUUAAAGAAUAUACACAUUCCAAUAUAUGGAAAUUGUCUGGAUACAAGGAGAUACAACUUCCCUUUUCAAAAUCAUGACACUGGGACUUCAGACAUGGAGGUUCCAAAUCGUUUUCUUGAAUGCUUCUAGAGAAUAGAGAAACAUUUUUCUUACUACACUCUGGCUUAGGCCUCAUCCCCACAUAUAAUUUGAUUUGACUCUCUGAGCAAAUUUAGGAAUCAAGUCAAUAAAACUAAACACUUUCAGGUUAGUGUUUUAACUAACUAAAUAAAACAUCAGAACAAUGCACAUUAACAAUGCAAUUUUAAUCACUUAUAUGUUAAAGUGAUUCACUUCCCUAAAAUAGAAAAGAGCUUGUAAGCUAGUUAUGGCUACCUAUGAAAUUAAAAAAAAAAAAAAAUUCCUGUGAUUUAAGCAGUAGGUAAUCUGAGAUGAGAGACAGUUUACCCUUUCAAAGGAAUAGAAGUACAAUAGAAUAACAAAUCCUACUUCAUUGUGCCCCCAAUUUAAAUGGAACUGAAGAAAAACAGUACCUAUAAUAUUUAAGAUUAACUCACUACAUCUUCCCUCAAUGGGAGAAUAGAUAGCUAAUUGUAGAAUGUGGACAAUUUAUUAAUUUAUUAUUAACAGUUCAUUGUUGAGAAACUUAUCUAUUAGUUGUUUUUCAAAAUUCUGUGAAGCAUUGGAAUUAAAUAUUCAAAAAGAUAUGGUCCCUGCCUUCAAGGAGCUUAAUUAUGCAAUCAUUAAAAUUUCAAAACAAAGCCAAUUAUUUCUAAGCAGUUAUACAAUAUCUCGUGUUUGACAUCUCUUAUGUGUUUAUAUAUGGUAUUCUCUCUUUUUUUCCAGAUCAAGUGUACAGUCAAAAUAAAAUACUAAAACAUAUUGAAGUUAAUGUCUAAGUAUAAAAUAUGUUUAUGUAUAAGACUCUAUAUGUACACAUAUAGCAUAUGUACUGCUGUCUAUGUAACUCAGUAAAAGGAUAACACGUUUGCCAUGUUGGACUUGAACAUUGUGGCUUGUUGUUUGGAUUGAUUUAAAACCCUUUGAUAUUUGGGUCAAUUACAUUGUAGCAAAAUGUGUGUAACCUGAAAAAAAGAAAUCCUGAUUACAUUUCCCUUUAAAUAUUACAAAGUUUCAAAUUUAAGGGGAAACAUCUUUACAGAAAUAAUGUUGGAUUUAAUCUCAAUCAAAUAUAGAUGAAGAUCUUUUUGAAGUGUUCAAUUGUUCCCAAAUAUGACUGGGUUGCCCACCCUAAAAACAUCCACAUUUACAUGUGUAUACACCCACAUACAGUAUACAUACUGUAUAUAAUAUAUAUGAAAAUGUUUAGUAUGCACUUCUUUUGUUGGGAACUCCUUGAGUUAACAUUUAUAGUGUAGCAAUUGGUGUAAAGUGCACUGUGAUUAUAAAAAACAAAGCACAGUAAAGUCACAGGUCUUGUUAUCUUGCACUAAAAAUGUGUUUACGUAUUUAGCAAUUGUAUGUUUACUUUCUUGCUCUUUUCAAGAAAUUAAAACAAAUAGCUAUUGAAGAAAUGAUAUAAAAUAAUAUGUUUUUUAGUGGAUAAUGGCACUACAUUUUUAAAAGACAGGGUUUUUAAAAGAAACCAUUUAACAUCCAUUCCAACAUAAUAUGUUUACCGUAUCUAAGAAUCUGAAUGUCAUAUUACAUUUUUCAUAACUCAUUAAAAAUGUCAGGCAUGUGCCUGAAAAUUUGUGCAAAUAAGCAUUAGCUAACAGAUUUCUCUAUUCACGUGUUGUUAGCCAUUUCUAUAUACAUAAUAAUGUAAACACUGAUGUUUUAAUUUCUCUUAAUUUUUGUACUUGAUUUUUUUAGGUAAUAUGUAAUUAUAAAUGUACUUUGAUACUACUGAAGUAACCAGAUGUUGUUCGAAAACAAUUUGUUUUCUUUAGUGCAUUGGCAAUAUUUUACAAUACUUUUGUGCUUAUUUAUUUGUGCUCCCGUGUAAUUAUAAUAAAAGCAA